AUGUCGACGUAUGCCGGCCCGCCUCUUCCAGAGCAUAUGAGCCCCGAUCUGAGGCGUAUCAUGGGGGCAGGCGAGCUGGCGGCCGGCGGGAGCUUGGUGACGCCGCCAGCCACGGACAGCAGCCGGAACAGCAGCACAGCGAACAACCGCGCUGUCACAGAAUCGGACCUUUCCGGAGGCCUGGAGGCGGAGAAGAUCCAGCCAAUUAUUCGAAAACGACGAGGGGGGAGCAGAAGGGCGUGCAAUGAGUGUAAACAGCAAAAGGCUCCAUCCUCCACAUGCUCGCGCUGCAGACGACUCCAGAUAGAAUGCAAGGUGGAGCCAUCGUUCAAACGCAUUUCGAAACGACGACGAAAUGCGGAAAUGGAAAGGGAGAUCGCCGAUCUUCGGCGUCGAUUGGCAGAGGCAGAUCGUGCCCAAGCAACUUUCGAUGCCAGUGCCAGUGACGAGCUGAAUCAGUCUUCAGAGGAUGUCUUCUAUGAUCCUCAUUCUCCCCCGCAGUCGACGCGGGCCCAAUCAAUCUCCGUCUCCGUUGACCAGCAGGCUUCGCGGCCCCUACCACCACAAGGGCCGGAUGACACGAUUCUCCCGCGGACCAACAAUGUCUGGCGUCUCGAAGAUAUCACGCUGUCGAGGGCCAGGGUCCUGCGGCUGUUUGAACAACCCAGAAGAGUAUCUCAGCUGUUCGGACCUGCUUGCCUGGUCGAUCAUUUGUGUCGCCAGUCGUCGAUGCCCGUCCGAACCAGGCCUCCUAGUGCCGUUAUCGGGGCCUCUCAGUCGACUCCUGUGGUCGACCAUCAGCAGUGUUCCGCAGAACUACCACGUCGUAAAGGCACUAUGUUUGCUCUGCACGUGGCCACUGCCCACGACGAGUCAGAGAAGCGACCAGACCUUUAUGCUCAGUGGCUUAAUGAUGCAGGUGGCCAUGCAGCUGGGCUUGCACCGCCCCGUCCAACCGGAAGAAUUCACCACGUUCCGGAUGGAGGUCCGGGGCGAAGAGCUGAAGGACAGAUUGCAGACGUGGGUUAUCUGCAACAUCGUCGCUCAGAAGUUAGUGUUGCCACCGGAUACGGCCAGCCUCCAGGCACGAUCUACGACUGGGCACUGGAGCCUGCGUCUCUCAAGAACGCCGAUUACCGUCUACCAGAUGAGUUGAAGACGCGGCUACGCAUUGAGAAGUUCUGCGACCGAGUCACGAGAAGCCUUUAUAGUGGCCGACCCGAACCAACCGAAUUCAUCAGCACAGAGAAGCUGCUGAUUGUUCGAAUCCUGGAGAACGAGCUCAGGGAAAUGGAACAGGAUUUUGGGGAAGACAUAUCACAAAUCAACAUGAUCCAUCUACGGGCGGCGGACCUGCAUCUGCGGUUCUUCGUCUUUCUCAGCUCCAAUGCCCGAAGCGACGACUUGACCAACCUGUUCCUCGCGACGACUUCGUUCCUCGGCCGGGUGCUGGAGCUCGAGACGUCGCCGGGGAAUCUGCUGGCGCACGCAACGAACUACAUCCUCCAGAUGAUCGUCUCGGCAGCGUUUGCGCUCAUGAAGCUGCUGAAGAGCUCCUUCUCGCGGCAGAUCGACUUUGACCACGGCAAGUUCCUGUUCAACGGAGCGAUCUCGUCGAUCCGGCGGAUCAGCGUGGUGGACAACGACCGACCUGUGCGUCUGGCGAAUGUGAUCUCGCAGAUGUGGAAUGCCGGAUGGUCGGGGUCAGCGUCGGGCGACGACGCGCUGCAGCUGAAGAUCCGCAGCCGCAUGAGCAUGAGCCAUGUGUACGACACGGUGUGGCGCUGGCGGCAGCGAUUCAAGCCGCAACAGAAGACGGAGGAUAACACACAGUCCGCCGUCCCGAAUAAUAAUCCAAGCAACUCGGCCGCUGGAGCGAUGGGGCCGCAGCAAGACAGUAAUAAUAAUUCCCUGGCGGACCCGACACUGAUGCUGUCGCCGAAUUUCGAUCAGAAUGGGGGGUUGAUGGGCGAAGCCAGCUUUUCGGACGUGUUUGACUCGCUGAACUGGGUGUUUGACGGGAUUCCGGAUUCGUUUGUCGGUCCGCCUGUUAUUUAA
Messenger RNA from Rasamsonia emersonii CBS 393.64, 2058 nucleotides. Its product is annotated as C6 transcription factor. Gene Ontology annotation, molecular function: DNA-binding transcription factor activity, RNA polymerase II-specific; zinc ion binding; transcription cis-regulatory region binding. Gene Ontology annotation, cellular component: nucleus. The record is from RefSeq and is a predicted model, not a curated record. The coding region runs from base 1 to 2058 and encodes 685 amino acids. The transcript has 7 exons. NCBI's taxonomy places the organism in Eukaryota, Fungi, Ascomycota, Eurotiomycetes, Eurotiales, Trichocomaceae. Gene Ontology annotation, biological process: regulation of DNA-templated transcription.